AUGAAACAGUCGGAUGUUUUAUUCAUCAAAGAGGAUUCAACGAAAUUAUCACUGAGCAUUAAAUUAACUUAUACUUCAGCGAUAAUUUCAUUAUUGUGUAUUGUUUCUAUGAUUAUUAUAUUGCCAACUCUGUGCCUGAAAUUGGAUUAUGCAUCCAGUCGACUUACGAAACGAAUGAAUAAUUUUGAUGUAACUUCAAAAAGUUUAUGGCAUGAUAUCAUUUUGAUUAAAAGUAAUGGACGAAUUAAACGUCAAGGUUGGAUGAAUGAUUUUUUCGGUUAUGGUGAAACAUCAUUAAUGAAUUCUGGAGAAAAUGAAGGGCAAUGCAGUAGUUGUGUAGAGCUACGGUGUCCGCCUGGUGCACUAGGGCCACCAGGAGCAGAUGGAGAGGAUGGCGUAAAUGGUGAACCUGGAAGACCUGGAAAACCUGGAUUGGAUGGUUUGGAUAUCCCGCUGGAACCGGAACCUAGUUCACCUUGCGUGAUUUGUCCAGCAGGACCACCAGGAAAUAGAGGACAACAAGGAGAACCAGGAAGGCCUGGAAUACCCGGUGAACCAGGUCAUCAUGGUAUACCUGGAAGACCAGGCAAAGGAGGCAGAGUAGGUGAUCCUGGACCACCCGGUCCUCCUGGUGAAGCAGGUGAACCCGGCAUUAAGGGUUCACCUGGUGAUGAUGCAAUCGGUGGAACAGGAAUCAAAGGUCCACCAGGACCACAAGGACCUCGCGGACCCAAAGGUCCACCAGGACCAACUGGAAUACCAUCUAGCAAUUUUGGACCACCAGGACCUCCCGGUGAAAUGGGACCAACCGGACCACCCGGCAAACGAGGUGAACCAGGACCAAAUGGACCACUUGGAUCACCUGGCGAACGUGGUCAACCUGGUGGCCAUUGCAAAUCGUCAUGUGGGAUUCAAGAAGUUGUAGCGCCAUCAAUUGUUGAAUUGGAUACUUAUAAUCCGAGAGAAGUUGCAAGGAAUAAUUGGAAAAUGUCCGGAAAAAGAAAUUAUAAACUUAAACGAUAG
Molecule: messenger RNA, 1023 nt
Organism: Cercopithifilaria johnstoni
Lineage: Eukaryota; Metazoa; Nematoda; Chromadorea; Rhabditida; Onchocercidae
Source: the annotation of a GenBank genome assembly